Laccaria bicolor S238N-H82 is the source of this 1137-nucleotide messenger RNA. RefSeq lists its product as uncharacterized. The transcript is spliced from 2 exons. The coding region runs from base 1 to 1137 and encodes 378 amino acids. The record is from RefSeq and is a predicted model, not a curated record. NCBI's taxonomy places the organism in Eukaryota, Fungi, Basidiomycota, Agaricomycetes, Agaricales, Hydnangiaceae.
AUGGUGAGGCCGUCUGAAAUCGCCUCCUAUGGUAACCAGUCAUUUUCUGCGGAGAUCGUCGACCUCUUUCUCGAUGACUGUCAGAAGGAUUCCGCCACCCUCAUCUCGAGCAGCCUCGUCAGUAGGAAAUGGGCCCUCUCCACACGCCGCCACCUAUUCUCGAACAUCACCAUCUCUGUUGGUCGCGGUAUCGGACGGUUCGGUGACCUCUUCCACUCUCCGCACGCGACCAUCACGCCCUUCGUCAAGUCACUAUCCCUCAUCGCAGAGGGAGCACAAUGCAGCACAAACGGAGAGCAGUCGGAAUUCCUCAUCCAACUGCUCUCCAAGCUGAGGGUCGUACCGUUCCGUACCUUUUCACUUAAAUUCAAAGAACAGGGUGGAUACGUGCUAAGGAAAAAUCCUCUCUCUGCGCAAGCGCGUGGCUUCGUGUCGUCCUAUCGCACUGUGGUAAACCUCUGCCUCCAUUGCGAGUUCAGAACGAUUACAGACCUGGUUGAGCUGAUCUGUUCACUUCCCUUGUUGGAGGUUGGAGAUCUCUCUGUGCAAAUUCACGAGUCGUACGGUGAUCCCCAGCAUCGCCCACCGUCGACACUGCGAAAGGUGAUACUUUGGAGACGGUUCCAGCCAAUUUUGGAUUGGAUCUCAGACAUCACCCCUGAUCAUUCGAUCUCUGAUAUUAUUCUCAACUACGAUCCCGACUUUCAAAAUUCUGGAAGAAUCUCCCAAUUUUUGGCUUCCCAGGGGAACAAAUUGACCCACUUGACGUUAGAAUUGUCGCGGGAAUUCAAACGCUACUACUUCCCAGCUUCGUUUAUAAAUAUUUCUUCCAAUGGUGGCCUCGGUCGCCUAGAGCUCCAUAAUUUAUCACCGGAUGAUGUGGAGAGUAUCCUCAACAGCGUAUCCACCUCAUCGCCGGUGGAAAUCGCGAUAACUUUUGGUUUAUUCCCUGAUUAUAUCAUUCGCGACUUGACCAACAAAUUCGAUUCAAUAUUUUCUGAACCACGUUAUGAUCACUUGAGGAGCCUUGCGGUCAGCUUCUCCGGAAGGGACUUGGACCCCGAGAAUACCUUUCCACAUUGCUGGAGCCGUGGUAUUCUCACAGGAUUCACUGCACCACCCGAAAUUCGAGAUUAG